Messenger RNA from Cinclus cinclus, 1479 nucleotides. Its product is annotated as solute carrier family 2, facilitated glucose transporter member 4-like. Gene Ontology annotation, molecular function: hexose transmembrane transporter activity. The record is from RefSeq and is a predicted model, not a curated record. Lineage: Eukaryota; Metazoa; Chordata; Aves; Passeriformes; Cinclidae. Gene Ontology annotation, biological process: monosaccharide transmembrane transport; cellular response to insulin stimulus. Gene Ontology annotation, cellular component: membrane.
AUGCCCAGGGGGUUCCAGCAGAUCCAGGAGGACGAGGUGACCCCCGUGCUCGCCCUGACCGUGUUCGCUGCCACGCUGAGCUCGCUCACCUUUGGCUACAACAUCGGGGUCAUCAACGCCCCCCAAAAGGUCCUGGAAGGGGAGUACAACGCGACGUGGGCGCGGCGCUGGGGGUCUCCCCCUCCCCCCCAGACCAUCUCCCUGCUCUGGGCCCUGUCGGUCGCCAUCUUCUCGGUGGGGGGGAUGGGCACGGCCCGGGAGCGGCUGGGCAGGAAAGGCGCCCUAUUGGCCACCAAUGGCCUGGCUGUGGUGGGCGGGGCCUUGAUGGGCGGGGCCAAGCUGGGCCCCACCUACACCCUCAUCAUCAUCGGCCGCUUCAUCGUGGGAGCCUACUCAGGGCUGGUGUCGGUUCUGGUUCCGCUCUACGUGGGCGAGGUGGCUCCGCUGCGGCUCCGGGGGGCUCUGGGGACCCUGCACCAGCUCGGCAUCGUCCUGGGCAUCCUAGGGGCUCAGGUGCUGGGGUUGCGGGCGCUGCUGGGGACGCCGGCGGCGUGGCCGGCGCUGUUCGGGGCAGGGCUGCUCCCGGCCGCGCUGCAGCUGCUGCUGCUGCCGCUGUGUCCCGAGAGCCCCCGGUUCCUGCUGGCCCGGGGCCAGCGCGGCCGAGCGCGCCGAGGCCUAUCGCGAUUGGCCGGCCCGGCUGCCGAGGCGGGGCUGGCGGCGUUGGAGGCGGAGCUUGGCCGAGGCCCCGCCCCCAGGGUGGGGUUUCUGGAGCUGUGCCGGAACCGGCGCUACCGGCAACCGCUGAUCGUCACCCUGGGCCUGCAGCUGGCCCAGCAGCUCUCGGGGAUAAACGCGAUCUUUUAUUAUUCAACGUCCAUCUUUGAGGGGGCGGGGCUUCGGGAUCCAGCCGUCGGCACCAUCGGAACGGGCGUGGUCAACGUGGCGGCCACCGCCCUGUCGGUGGUGCUGGUGGAGCGGGCGGGGCGGCGCCUCCUGCAGCUCGUGGGGCUGCUGGGAAUGAUGGGAUGCGCCGGGACGUUGGGCGUGGCCCUCAAGCUCGGGGGUCCCGUUUGGGGUGCCCUGGCUUUGGGGUCGGCCCUGGCCUUUGUGGGGUUUUUCGCUGUGGGGCCGGGUCCCCUUCCCUGGUUCGUUGGGGCCGAACUUUUCCCACCUGGACCCCGCGGGGCCGCGCUGGGUUUGGCCGGGCUCGUGAACUGGGCCAGCAACACCGUGGUGGCCAUGGCCUUCCCUGCCCUGCAGGACGCUCUGGGUCCGUUGGUUUUCCUCCUUUUUGGGGGGCUCCUGGGGGGUUUUGCUCUUUUUACUUUCCUGUUGCUCCCCGAAACUCGCGGCCGAACUUUUCCUGGAGGGGAUCCCCAAAAUUUGGAUCCCCCAACCUUACGGAACCCUCCGGAAAAAGACACCGAGCUCCAGUGCUUGGCUACGCACGAGGAACCCUAAAAAACCCCAAAAUUUCAU